Messenger RNA from Copidosoma floridanum, 2292 nucleotides. It is a transcript of the gene CoRest, whose product is annotated as REST corepressor. Gene Ontology annotation, biological process: regulation of transcription by RNA polymerase II; negative regulation of DNA-templated transcription. The record is from RefSeq and is a predicted model, not a curated record. Gene Ontology annotation, molecular function: transcription corepressor activity. Gene Ontology annotation, cellular component: transcription regulator complex; histone deacetylase complex. NCBI's taxonomy places the organism in Eukaryota, Metazoa, Arthropoda, Insecta, Hymenoptera, Encyrtidae.
CAGACUCCUCUCGCGGAGGUAUACCGAAUAAGUGUCUACGUAUAUACACAUAUAUAUAUAUAUUUUACUGCUCCAGUCCAAAGAACUACGGUCGCGCGAAGCUGUUGCAGUCAUAAUUAGAGCUUGGGGCACACACAAAACUACACCAAAGUAUACAGUGUGCAUCACAUAUAUAUGUGUGUAUAUGGUAUAUACACAUUAAAUCCAACUCUUUUACACUUCACAAUCAGCAUGUAUAAGUAAAAGUGCCUCUGUCUCAGUGCGCGCGCGUUUCGUAUAUUUGCUCCUCCAACAGCUUAUACUAUCGUCCGAAAUUCGGAGCAGGUGCCCGCUCACUUUGAGCGUAAGGGCGCGUACACACCAGCCAAAAUUUUGUGGGGGAUCCUCGAGGACGGGAUAAGUACAGGUGUACAAACCAACAACAGGAACUCCUGCUGGCGCAAUAUCACCGAGAGAGAGAGAGCGGGGCCUCUUCGGUGUCCUCUCUUCUUCGUCCACGCUCCGCCUCCCCCUACCGUAUAAUACAUCCCGGAGGAGAGAGAGAAAGCUACCAGAGGGCGAGAGAGACUGCAAGAGAUAUCCCUGCGCUUGUUUGCUUGAGCGCAAGGGUGUCGUUGUCGGUCCUCUGGCCAGCAGCAGGAAGCCGCCGCAGGACUGCAGUGCAGGCUCGAAAGAGGUAGCCAGCCGGCCAGGAUGGUGCUGGCCGAGAGAAACUCGGAGAACGUGAGAAACGGGCGCAGGUCUCGGGGGCCCAGUCCCAAUGGACAAACCGAUACCUCCAGCGAGGAGGACGGAGUUCCAGCAGAGAAAAUCAGAGUUGGAAGAGAUUUCCAGGUCAGCGUUCCAGAAUUGAUUCCGAUUGGAGAUCGUAAGCUUGAUCUGUGCCCUGAAAAGGCUCUUCUCGUUUGGUCACCAACAACCGACAUACCAGAACAAAAACUGGAGGACUACAUUUCAUUGGCAAAGGAGAAGUACGGUUACAAUGGGGAGCAAGCUUUGGGAAUGCUGUUCUGGCACAAACACAACCUUGAACGAGCUGAAAGCGAUCUUGCAAAUUUCACACCUUUCCCAGACGAAUGGACGGUGGAGGAUAAAGUUUUGUUUGAGCAGGCAUUUCAGUUUCACGGCAAAAGCUUUCACAGAAUACGUCAAAUGCUUCCAGACAAAUCAAUUGCAAGUCUGGUCAAAUAUUACUACAGUUGGAAAAAAACUCGUACUAAAACAUCUUUAAUGGACAGACAAGCGAGAAAAUUAACCACAUCUGGCAAAGAGGGAGAAAACGGAAGCGACAACGGCAGCGAGUUGGGUUCAUCGGAUAGCGAUCAAGAUGAUAAAAAAUGGACGAUCCAUCGCGGAAUUCGUCGUGGAAAGAACCAGUCCUUGCCAGGAAGCCAAGGCAAUGACGCCAAGGCCUUGUCAGACUCGGAAAACGUCCCUCAGGUUCAGGGCUCGUGUAGCAACUGUGGCGUUGCUUGUCAUAAUGUGCGUGCUACGCCCAAGGGACACGCGUGUCAUAGCUGCUAUCUGCAUUGGAGGCGAACGGGUGUAGCGAGGCCGCUGAGCUCGAUGCCGGGUCGUUCGAACAAGCGAAAACCGCCGCGUGGACUGGUCGUCAAUCACGACGACUUGGCUGCCCUCGCCGGACAGACGAGUCAGGCCUCCAACGUCCUACAAGCUAUUGACACUGAAAUCGUUAGCCUCAAGCGACAAAUCCAGUCGAACAAGCAGCAGGUGAGCGCCCUUAAGCGAAAAACAAACGAUGGCAUCGAAGAACUACGGCCGAGCGAGAAUGCGAGCCGGAUAACGUCGCGUUGGACAAACGACGAGCUCCUGUUGGCCGUCCAGGGGGUGCGCAAGUACGGCAAGGACUUCUCGGCCAUAGCUGAUGUCAUCGGCACCAAGACUGAGGCUCAUCUGCGCUCGUUCUUCGUCAAUUACCGGCGCAGGUACAACCUCGACGCCGUCCUUAAGGAGUACGAGGCUGAAAAUGGGCCCAUUCUCAUCGAAGACGACAAGGAAGAUAAGAUGGAAAUUGACCAGCCCAUGAUUACGGAAUCAGCAGAGUCUUCGCAAAAAGCAAAAUCACCAGUGGUUACGAAUCAAACGUCCAAAUAACAUAUGAACUCGGUUGUUAAUUGCGCGAAGCGCGUCAAGCAAACUUAAACUUGCGUUCUUUCAAGAAGCUACGGUUGAGAGCCUGCUCGGAGAAAUCAUACUGUAAAUAUUGUUUCUCUUUUUCUCUCUCUCGCCGUACCUUAGAAUCGAUUUACAAUUUGUAGAACAAGUGCGAUA